Messenger RNA from Cercospora beticola, 1014 nucleotides. Its product is annotated as autophagy-related protein 101. Gene Ontology annotation, cellular component: phagophore assembly site. Gene Ontology annotation, biological process: autophagy; autophagosome assembly. The record is from RefSeq and is a predicted model, not a curated record. NCBI's taxonomy places the organism in Eukaryota, Fungi, Ascomycota, Dothideomycetes, Mycosphaerellales, Mycosphaerellaceae.
UUCAUCCUCCACGACGUUAUCGAUCUCGUGAUGUGCAUAUCUCGAUCGCAUAUCUCUCGCACUUUCACACAAUGACUUGAGCUGCAACACCGCUGCCACGAGCAGCACCACUCUCCGCCGCCAUGGACUCUCGACGACCGCCUGAGUAUGCGAUCGACCUCACAGCCGACCGGUCACACGUCAGAGACAUCGUCAAAGGCCUCCUCCAUACCAUCUUCUUCCACCGCUACUUCACACCAAUCUACCCUUCCACCCACGAGCUCCUCGACCUAACCCUCCCCUUCGUCUCUCAACCCGACAUCGAAGCCCUCAUCGAAACCCGCACCACAACCCUCCUCCGCCACUUGGACACCUCCUCCUCCAGCUCCUCCUCCCGCAACCAACACACCUUCCUCACCCUAACUCUCCAAUUCCUCGAACGCAAACGCCGGCGAACCUGGUUCCUCCAAAAACCCGACGAAGAAACACCCUGGGAAACAUGGAAUCUCAACAUCACCGUGCUCCCCAAUAACUCCCGCUCCAGCGGUCUCUCAAACACCCCAUCGAAUGACUACUCUUACAAUCAGACACGACAGAUCAUGUCACAUGAGUUGGAGAAAGCUACAUGGCAAGUUCUGGAAAUUGCGAAUCAGCAGAGGAAUCAUAUUCCACCGAUAACGACGAAUGAGAGUAAUCCAUUUCCUUAUGAUUUGAAGAUUAAGGUUGCGGGGUCGGGUGGGAAGGGUAUGAUACUGUUGGCUGGAGGUGGAGGGAGUGGGGGAGGAGGUGUGGGAGGUGGAGGGUUGGGAGAGAGGGGUGGACAGGAGGGGUGGGGAGGGAAGAUGGGGAUCUUUUGAAGCAGUAAGAAUUCAGGGAGGAAUAGUAGAGGAAAAUGCAUGCGAGCGCGGUCUUCAGGCCACAGAGCAGGAGGAUGAGGCACUCGAGAAGAAGCAUAUUGACAAUGGAGUUCAACGGCGUUCACGGCAGCAGAGUAUAUACGGCCGACUUUGGGGCAUGGGAAUGGUAUGAUUGAUU